CGGCUGCGGGGCGGCCGCAGCUUCAAUCAGUGCGAGCAGCCCGGAGGCCGUCCGGGAGGAGGCGGCCGGCAUCAUCCCCUCCCCCCCGAGGAGCUGCCUGGAGGUUCCAGUAAAAGAGACAGGAUGAUUUUGAAGACAGUUGUGUUCCUCAGCUUAGUCCUGGGAAGUAGCGCUUUGCCUCUGGACGAUCUUGAGGAUGGAGGCAAGCACUGGGUGGUUAUCGUAGCAGGCUCCAAUGGCUGGUAUAACUACCGACAUCAGGCAGAUGUGUGCCACGCUUACCAGAUUGUUCACCGAAAUGGGAUUCCUGACGAACAGAUCAUAGUCAUGAUGUACGAUGACAUUGCAAAUGAUGAGAAUAAUCCCACCAAAGGUGUAAUCAUCAAUAGACCCAAUGGUACUGACGUGUACCAAGGAGUCCCAAAAGAUUAUACCCAAGAGAAUGUUACCCCUGAAAAUUUCCUCGCUGUCCUGAAGGGUGAUGCUGAGGCAAUGAAAGGCAAAGGAUCUGGAAAAGUCUUAAAAAGUGGCCCCAAGGAUCACGUGUUUGUUUAUUUCACUGACCACGGAGCACCUGGGCUGCUGGCAUUUCCAGACGGGGAUCUCCACGUGAAGGACCUGAACAAAACCAUUCGUUAUAUGCACCAACACAAAAAGUACAAAAAGAUGGUGUUUUAUAUCGAAGCUUGUGAAUCUGGGUCAAUGAUGAACCAUUUGCCUGACAACAUCAAUGUUUAUGCAACUACGGCUGCCAACCCCAGUGAAUCUUCCUACGCCUGUUACUAUGAUGAAGAGAGACAGACUUACUUGGGAGACUGGUACAGUGUCAACUGGAUGGAAGAUUCAGAUGUGGAGGAUCUGACUAAAGAAUCUCUCCACAAGCAAUUCCAGCUAGUUAAAAGCCACACCAAUACCAGUCACGUUAUGCAGUAUGGAAACAAAACUCUCUCUUCCAUGAAAGUGGUGCAGUCAGGAGCAAACAAGAAAUCCCAGUUCCCCAUCACUCUGCCACCAGUAGACCAUCUGGAUCUCACUCCUAGUCCUGAUGUCCCUCUGGCAAUCAUGAAAAGGAAGUUGAUGGCCACCAAUGACAUAAACAAAGCCAACAGGAUUGUUGGCGAGAUGAAGACUUAUCUAGAGGCAAGAAAUAACAUUCAGGCAUCAGUGUACAAAAUUGUCUCAUUAGUGACAUCAAACGCCGCUCACACAGAGAAACUUCUCUCAGAGAGACAGAUGAUCACCGAACAUAAUGUUAACCAGGCCGCUGUAACUCACUUCAAAACCCACUGCUUCAACUGGCACUCUCCCAUGUACGAAUACGCUCUGAGACAGCUCUACACAUUUGUCAAUCUCUGCGAAGGAGGAUAUUCUAUCGACAGAAUGAAACUGGCCAUGGAGAAAGUGUGCCUCGGAUCCUACUGACAAGCUGCUUUCGCAGCCACUCCCAAGAGCGAUUGCCUUCUCCUUGUAAAUAAUACUAAUCAAGGGACAGAACUAGAGAAGAGGGUAACCACUACCUGCUUUCAUUCCCUUCCUGGGAAUGCCACCUGACCAUUCAGGAGGUCGACAUUUUGAGGCUUUUCACAAAGUGUUGGCAUAUGCUGAUGCUCCUCUUUUCCUACUCCCACUCCAUUGGAAUUUGGAUGAGCAAAGCAUUGUGUUGAAGGAAACGCGUCCGUUUGUUUUCUCCUUUGAGACAGAGAGCUUUAAGGAAAGAAAUCUUUGCCGGGUUACAGACGCCGCCUGCAUACCAGUUCCAGGUGGGAAGGCUAGAGUUUGGGGCUGAAGCUCAACAAGUUGUCAGAAUGUUGGUAAAAUGGGAACGCAUAGUUUGUUUUCAGAAGAAAACGAAGACUUAAUAUUUUUUUUCCAUGAUCAGUAUGUGUUCUUAUGGCUGAAAUUGCAUAACAAAAUGCAAAUAAAAUUCCUACAAGAACAGCACACAGUUCAGUGUUCC
Ornithorhynchus anatinus (platypus) is the source of this 1957-nucleotide messenger RNA. RefSeq names its product legumain (gene LGMN). The record is from RefSeq and is a predicted model, not a curated record. Gene Ontology annotation, molecular function: cysteine-type endopeptidase activity. Gene Ontology annotation, biological process: vacuolar protein processing. NCBI's taxonomy places the organism in Eukaryota, Metazoa, Chordata, Mammalia, Monotremata, Ornithorhynchidae.